AUGAGGCUCUCAGUACCAUUUCUUGCCCUGAUUGCGGCGGGCGCCAACGCCCUCAGCAUCAACAGGCGCGGCGAGCUUGACGUUCCCGGUCACAACCCGCUCAAGUUCUGCGAUCCAGACCGCUCUAACGACCUUAUCACCAUCGAGGAAGUCAACCUGGAGCCGAACCCGCCCCAAGCUGGUGACACCCUCGUGAUUCGUGCGACUGGCACGGUUAAGGAGACGAUCGAGGACGGCGCCUACGUGAACCUGGACGUCCGGUACGGCUACAUUAAGCUUAUCAGCACACAGGCGGACCUCUGCAAAGAGAUCAAGAACGUGGAGCUCACGUGCCCCAUCGAGAAGGGCAAGAUCGAGAUCUUCAAGACCAUCGACCUGCCCAAGGAGAUCCCGCCGGGCCGGUAUAUUGUCCAGGCCGACGUCUACAGCAAGGACGACGAGCACAUUACCUGCCUGACUGCCACCGUCUACUUCAAGCCGAAGCCCAUUGGCAGGCCCCCGCUUGGCAACCUCCUUGGUGGCGACCUCUAA
Messenger RNA from Thermochaetoides thermophila DSM 1495, 531 nucleotides. Its product is annotated as putative phosphatidylglycerol protein. Gene Ontology annotation, biological process: intracellular sterol transport. The transcript is spliced from 3 exons. The record is from RefSeq and is a predicted model, not a curated record. The coding region runs from base 1 to 531 and encodes 176 amino acids. Lineage: Eukaryota; Fungi; Ascomycota; Sordariomycetes; Sordariales; Chaetomiaceae. Gene Ontology annotation, molecular function: sterol binding.